AUGGCAGAGAUCGCACCUGUGCUUCCGCAGGGGGCAGGAUACGGGGUGGUGGUGGGAAUUGGAUUCUUUUUCGCCUUGCUCAUGUCCUUCAUUUCCUAUAUUCAGAACCGAUACACCCAAUACUCAACCAAAACAAGUGAGGAGUUUAACACUGCUAGCAGAAGUGUCAAACCCGGAUUGAUUGCAAGCGGAGUUGUUUCUGCUUGGACAUGGGCUGCUACUCUCCUUCAGAGUAGCACGGUAGCUUAUGAGUAUGGGAUAGCCGGCCCAUUCUGGGUAAGAUUUUCUACCCCGGUCACCAAAGCUUAUGCUGCAGGAGCCACCGUUCAGAUCUUCAUGUUUUCGGUGCUCGCCUGCAAGGUCAAACAGAAUGCUCCCUAUUGUCACACAUUCUUGGAGAUCAUCUACCACCGCUAUGGAACUGUCACACACCUUAUCUUCGUGUUUUUCGCUCUGUUGACUAAUAUUUUGGUGGCGAGCCAGCUUCUUCUUGGAGGCAGUGCAGUGGUGACGGCGCUUACUGGUAUCAACGUCUACGCGGCUGUUUUCUUGAUUCCCUUAGGAGUGUGCGUCUAUGUUGUUCUCGGUGGUCUGAGAGCUACAUUCCUGUGUGACUAUUCUCACACCGUGAUCAUGCUGAUCAUUAUCCUUUACUUCAUGUUCUCCGUCUACUCAACAAACGACCUUAUCGGGUCCCCGUCGGCCAUGUUUGACCUACUACAGACCGCAGCGAUGAAACGACCAAUCGAUGGCAACCAGGAUGGCUCGUACCUGACUAUGAAGUCCAACUACGCUCUGAUUUUCGGUGUCAUCCAACUGUGCUCGGGAUUGGGCACCGUAUUCCUUGACCAGGGCUACUGGCAGCGAGCAAUCGCUAGCCGUCCGACGACCGCCGUUCGAGCCUACAUCAUGGGAGGGCUGGCUUGGUUUGCCAUUCCAUUUGGAUUUGCUACGACUCUAGGUCUCGCUGCUGUUGCCCUGACGGACAGUCCGACCUUCCCUACGUAUCCCAACCCCAUGACCUCGUCACAGGUGUCGGCAGGCCUGUCCGCACCCUUCGCAGCGGCAGCCCUGUUAGGCAAGGGUGGAGCGGUGGCCUUGCUUUUGACGCUUUUCAUGGCCGUUACCUCGUCAGCAUCGUCAGAACUCAUUGCUGUAUCUUCCAUUCUCACCUUCGACAUCUACAAAACCUAUAUCAAACCCUCAGCCACCCCAGAACAGCUAAUCUUCGUGUCUCACGCCAUGAUCUGUAUCUUUGGCCUCGUGAUGGCCAUGUUUGCCUGCAUCUGGAACGCAAUUGGCAUCGACCUCGGCUGGCUGUUCCUGACUAUGGGCCUCCUGAUCGGCGGUGCCGUGUUCCCUGCCGCCUUCGCCGUCACCUGGAAAGGCCAGACACGUCUGGGUGCAAUAUCUGGCGCGAUCGGCGGCCUAUGCGCUGGCAUCACAGCUUGGCUCGUCGAGGCUAAGGUCUACUACGGUGAACUUAGCAUCGCUACUACGGGCGGCUCCUAUCCGACCCUGGCGGGCAACAUGGCCGCCGUGACGACUGGCCUGAUUCUCUCCGUCGCCGUGUCCUAUACUAAACCGGACGACUUCGACUGGUCCAUCACGCGCGCUAUCAACGCACCCGUAUCCGCCCAUUCGGUCAUCGUCGUCGAGGCCGAGGCCAAGAACGCGGCCGACAAGUGCCAUAACCUGCCCACCAUCAAGACCGAGGAGAUGGAGGACGCAGCCUUCAUCGAGGAUCCGAAGAAGCUGAAAAGCGCCUUCGUGGUAGCCAUUCUCGCGUCCGUCGUUCUCUCCUUCAUCAUGGACUUCUUGAUCCCUAUCCCGAUGUUCCUGUCACACUACGUCUUCUCACACAAGUUUUUCACUGCGUGGGUGGUUAUCUCGUUUAUUUGGGUUUUUGGUUCCUUGACUCUCUGUGGGCUCCUUCCUAUCAUCGAGACGAGGAGAUUCUUCAAGCAGCUCUUUGUCGCAAUCUUCCUUUCUGGAAAGAAGGGUUGA
Messenger RNA from Talaromyces rugulosus, 2007 nucleotides. RefSeq lists its product as uncharacterized. Gene Ontology annotation, molecular function: urea transmembrane transporter activity. Bases 1 to 2007 code for a protein of 668 amino acids. The transcript is spliced from 4 exons. Gene Ontology annotation, biological process: urea transmembrane transport. Gene Ontology annotation, cellular component: plasma membrane. The record is from RefSeq and is a predicted model, not a curated record. NCBI's taxonomy places the organism in Eukaryota, Fungi, Ascomycota, Eurotiomycetes, Eurotiales, Trichocomaceae.